Mytilinidion resinicola is the source of this 3330-nucleotide messenger RNA. Its product is annotated as cysteine proteinase. NCBI's taxonomy places the organism in Eukaryota, Fungi, Ascomycota, Dothideomycetes, Mytilinidiales, Mytilinidiaceae. The transcript is spliced from 4 exons. The record is from RefSeq and is a predicted model, not a curated record. Gene Ontology annotation, cellular component: cytoplasm. Bases 1 to 3330 code for a protein of 1109 amino acids. Gene Ontology annotation, biological process: protein deubiquitination. Gene Ontology annotation, molecular function: cysteine-type deubiquitinase activity.
AUGAGUGGGCACGGCUAUGACGCGCCCACCGCGGGCGAAGGGGGCUGGAGGGGAAGCAGUGCUGCAGGCAGUGAUGGUAGAGGGCCUUCCGGAGCUCUGCCUUACUUUCAAGAUAUCGUGGCUACGGCGCAAGAAACAGUCAACUCCUUCCGCGGUGCUUCGAUUAUUUUCCAAGUAGACAAGGCUCAGGCGGCUUUCAAUUCGGCCAAAAUGAUGCUACAGCAUAGCCGGCGACCAGACCGCGCCUUUCUUGAUUACUUGAUAGCCUUCACGGUACUUACAGAGGUCAUACCGUCCAAUCCUCGAUACAUAGAGUUUCAGAGCAGCAGGGGUCCAAGAUACAGGCAGCUACAGGAGUUGACGAAGGAAAUCCGACUGUACCAGGAGAGAUUCGAGAAAAUCAAGGACAUAAUACAGAAUGAUAAUAAGAGAAACGGAACACAGCCUAUUCGUCGCGCUCUCGCACGCCCUUCUUCAAGAGGCGUCGAUAACGUGUCGCGAAAUUACCGGCCUGUAACGCCAAACGGACAAAUGAAUAACUACGACAUGUCCAGCAUACGGCACUCGUUGCCAAGCGCCCCGACACCAGUCUCUCGCGAUGAUGAGUUGAUGCUCCCGCAGCGUCCAUCUCUCGAUGUGCCAACCGAUUAUACGAAUGGCCGCUCGUCACCGUCAGGCUCGUCCGAUUCUCAUAGAUCCAGGCCGCCUGUCCACCCUAAACCACAUAAUUUGCAUGGUAGAUCUUUGGGAAGUAAUGGAGUGCCACCAAGCAAUGGAUCGGUGGACCCCCUCAUGGAGCGUUUCAGUCGUUUAAGGCCUACGCCCCAGGCAAUCGAUACAGGCAAUUCGCCAAAAGCGGGAGCAUUCUCCGCUCAAAUGCCUUCUCCUACAGAAUAUACUUCAUCCAAUCGACCGUCAGGGCCGCGGGAUAUGCCUCCGCCGCCCUCGGUGCCUCCUCCCCAUCCACCAAAGUUACCCCUGAAUACUCAACUUGCAGCGUCGAUGCCGAAAGAACCAAGCCCUACAUAUAGUCCUGCUAGGAAUUUGUCAACUCCUGCGAACAUAAACCCUCCUCGGAGCACUGCUCGAAGCAUGAUUGGAUCUGGCGGUCGAAGCAACUCUCUAGCGUCUAGUGUGCCGGCAUAUCCUCCAAACACGAAUGGUGAUACCGACUCGUAUUUUCCAUCCGCGAAUAACUCGCAGACGACUGUACCGGUUCGACGGAAAUCGAUACAUGUGCCCCGAGAGCUUGACAUCAGCGCUGAAAAGCUGUAUGAUUACACGAGGAUGCAUAGUGUUUUACUAAUUGAUGUUCGAGACCGGGAGGAGUUUGAUGAAGGUCAUAUUUAUGUGAACAAUAUCAUGUGCGUGGAACCGACGGCUCUCGAAGAGGGGAAAUCUGCCGAACAAUUACAAGACCGCCUAGUUCUUUCUCCGGACGAAGAGCAGAAUAUGUUCGAACGACGCAACGAGUAUGACUUAGUGGUAUACUACGACGAAUCAACGGCGAGCACGGCAUUUCUAUCCCGACCUCCUCGAAAUGACCAAGAGGUAGCUCUGAAGCGGCUUUUCGAUACGCUUUACGAGUUCAAUUCGGAUAAGCCACUACAGAGACCUCCGAUUCUGCUUAUAGGAGGAAUACACGCCUGGACUGAUCUUCUAGGGAGUACGGCUCUAAAAACGUCAAACACAGCGGCUCUCGUAGCUUCUGGUCACACGAAGCCGUCGCGUGCGAUUAGAAGAGUGCCAAUGGCAAGAAAUGGCGCAAGACCAAAUAUCCAGCGGAGGCGUGAUUAUGCCCCUAUGGACCCAGAAGAAGAACGAAAGCUGCUGGAGGAAGCGCGAAGAGACAGACCCGCCCUCGAGAGGCAAUCUAUGGACAACAUCGGCGAGGAAGAAACAGAAUCACCGAUCUAUCGCACCACUGACGAUUUCCUACGUCGUUACCCUGAUCCGGCCGAAAUAGAGCAUCAGUCUAUGAUAUAUCCUCCCUCUCGGAAGCCGGUUCCAAACACCUAUACCACUCCCGCUAUUCCCUCGGUGCCUUCACGACCACCUCCAUCUGUACCUCGAGUAAGCUACAGUGGAGUUCACGAGCGACAAGUUGCCCCUCAGGGCCGGGUUACUCAGCUUCCAGCAUACGUGUCACCAAGCUACCAUCCACAAUACAGGCUUCCCAAGACGGGGCUCCACAAUUUCGGCGUAACAUGCUACAUGAAUUCAACAAUUCAGUGUCUGAACGCUACAAGCCCACUUACCCAGUUGUUCCUGAGCAACGGAUACUUAAAGUUGAUACAGCGGGAGAACUGGAAAGGAACGAGGGGAUUGAUGUCUGAAACCUUCGCGACACUUGUGCAGAACCUGUGGGGGAAAGAUCAUAGACCGAUUCGGCCAUCUUCUUUCAGGAAAAUCUGCGCACGAUUCAACUCGGAGUGGGGUAUCGACCGACAGCAAGACGCUAAAGAAUUCCUAGAAUUUGUUCUGGAUUCUUUUCACGAGGAUUUGAAUACCGUGUGGGCGAAACCUCCGCUCCAUCAGCUUACCCCAGCCGACGAGUUAGCUCGUGAGGCCCUUCCGAGGCCUUAUGCGGCCAAGAUUGAAUGGCGUCGUUAUACCCAUCGCGAGCAGUCGGUAGUUGGAGAUAUGUUUGCCGGUCAACACGCAUCACAACUCAGCUGCACAGUCUGUGGGACUACGAGCACGACAUAUGAGGCAUUCUGGAGUAUCAGUGUCGAGAUACCGAAAGAUCGACCCGCAGACUUAAGAGACUGCCUACGGUCCUAUUGUGCGCAGGAACGAUUAUCUGGCGACGAAGUUUGGAAGUGUCCGAGAUGCAAAGUGGACCGCGAAGCUACGAAAAAACUCACAAUCACGCGAGCCCCCGAGUUCUUGGUCAUCCAUUUCAAACGCUUUAGCGCAUCUCACACUGAAAGGGCACGUAAAGUUCGCACGCCCAUAGAAUUCCCGCUUCAUGGACUGGAUCUCGCGCCUUUCACGCUUCCACCCCUCAAGCCGGAGGAAGAGGACUACAUCAUCGCCCAUGCAAAUGCAGGCGCACACAAUCUUGCCGAGUUGAAAGCAGACUCCGCCAUGAACGGCCCUUAUGUUUACAACGCGUACGGAGUCAUCCGACAUAUGGGCAACACACUAAGCAGCGGGCAUUACACUGCACUAGUGAAAGACAAAGGCAAGGGCGUCUGGCGUGAGUUCAACGACGAAAAGGCCACGGAUUUUGACCCUACUCGUUCGUCCACCUCGAGCCGAUUGCAGAACGAGAACGCUUAUAUCGUUUUCUACGAGCGCGACAAGUCGCCUGGGGGGUUCUUUUGA